Molecule: messenger RNA, 5958 nt
Organism: Heterocephalus glaber (naked mole-rat)
Lineage: Eukaryota; Metazoa; Chordata; Mammalia; Rodentia; Bathyergidae
Source: RefSeq, a predicted model, not a curated record
ACAAGGGCGACAUCUGCGGGCGUUAGUCACCUACAAACGCCCGUCUUCGGCCGCACAUCUGGCUUUUCCAUCUGAGGUUCCAGCCUUCUCACCUGGCCACGACGCUGCGACUUCCUAGGACGCUGCCACAGCCAGCGGACCCUGGAUCCCGAACCUGACGCCUAGCCGCUGCCGCGGACUCAGGUCUUAUAGUUGCUGUGGAAAUCAGGAAACAAUGGCAUCUAAGAAAUUUGCUGUUAAAGUGACAUGUGGCCCUGUCUUCGAAAGCCUGUCCAAGUUGCCACUCAGUUCAGAAGAACAGAGAGAUUGCAAGGAUUUUGCUGUCCUGGUGGAUCUUCAUGUAUCUCCACAAGGGUCAAACAAAGAUACCAGCUGGUUUUCUGAACAGAAAAAAGAGGAAGUCUGUUUGCUGUUAAAGGAAACCAUUUAUUCAAGAGUUAAGGAGUACUUGGAAGUCCGUAAACAGCACAAGCCAUCAAAUACAGAAUUCACAAGAUCCACUCCCUUGUCCUUAAAAGGUUAUGGGUAUCAGAUCACAGCCUAUUUCCUCAAGAGGGGGAUACACCUUCGCUGCAUUGGGAGCUUACAGAAUACUAAACUCCGCGUAUUUCCUGACCGAUUUGUGGUCCUUGUUAGUCAGCUUGCAGUCAUUCCUGACAUCUUGUCAAAUCAGAAAGAAUUGACAGAAAGAGCUCUCCAUGGAGUGUCUGAUUAUUUUGCUGAGUGUGCGGAGAGUCCACUUCCUCCCGGUGCAAAGCUCAGGAGAAAUGCUCUGAAAGAAAUUGUGAAAAGAACUGAAACGAAAAGCAUCUCAAGCAAAUCACAGAGCCACAGGGCCACUGUGAGAACUUCUAGUGACUCAGACAUUACAGUGGUGGUGAGGAGGAGCGAUGAUGAUCAGGCCUUAUCCAGUCCCGCAUCAGAAUCCAUGGGACAAGAAAAGGAUUACAUAAAGGCAGUGGAGCGCCACUGGAGGCUUCCUGUUCAAAAGCUGGAAAAUGUUAAUCAGACUCAACCAGAAGACACUAACAGCCAACAAAAACCUCAUCCUGGGGAGUGGUUAAAGACAGGACUUCUAAGCAGGAGCCCUGUCUACAGCUGUGAGUCAGCAUCCCCAGGUCCAAAGCAAAGUCCAUGGGCGGCCAAAACACAACAGAAAUGCAGGAACUGUGGCUCUGCAGAAGACUCCCACCACCACAAGAGAGUUUCUCUUGGAAGUGAUCGAUUAGUCUCUGGAGAAAUAAUAGUGGAAAAAAGCACAGCUGUCGGUCGUUUGCCAACUUUAGAGCUGUCAGAUCCAGGGUUACUUUUGAAACAAGAUUUGGCGAAAACCAUGUCUAAGGACGAGUUGCAUGUUUUGGAAAAUCUCUCCUCCAGACAUCUUAUGAAAAAUAACCCAGCACAGGAACAGCAAACUAGCUCAGCCACAAAUCCUAGAAAAUUAUCUAUACCUCAGGGCAACCUAACCGAAAAAAGAAAGAAAUUGCAAAGGAUUGCAAAGUUAUAGUUGAGGAUAUAGUUGUCAAAUCUGUGACAGGAGAUCCACAUGUAUAGGUACUGAGAUAAAAAAGGAAUUAAUUAGAAUGAUUUUCUUAAAUAAAAAGUAUAUAUUGUGUUAGGGUUAGUUUUUAAGCAGUCACCACCAGGAGGGUAUAUGCUUGUUCUAAUAAUGUUGCUGCUUUCUUGUCAUAUCUUAUAACUGUCUUCAAACAUUAUUUUAAUGACAAAGAGGCAUUCACCUUAACAGGGAGGAUACCAUUUGUGCAAAGACUGCAUGGAGAACAAAUCAUAUGCCCUUCUUUGACCCAUUACUAUGCAGACCUUGUGAUGGGGCACAUAAGGACAGUGCCAUGGUGCUGCAGUUCUGUUGUGGGAGUACAGUUGAUCUACUCCCUAGUGAAAGAAUUAGCUUGUAUUUCUCAACAUGUAGUCCUAGCACCAGUAUUAUGGUCUGAAAAUACAUUAAAAAUGUGAGUAUAUUGGGUCCCACCCAGACCUGCUGAAUGAGAAACUGGGUGAUUCUGAAAUGUGCUCAAGUUUGAGAACCACUGGACUAAUGGGAAACUCUAUUGUUAAUUCAUCCAGCCUGGCCACCAUGGCCUCCAGCUCAUCAGCUGGGGCCACGUGUGGACAUGUACCCCCUCAGAUUCCCUCAAACUCAUAAAAUACCUGGGCUCAGUGUAUGAGUCAGUCUGUUCCCAGGUACUAGAGUAGGACAGCCAAAGCACCUAGGGAGCUGUUAUACUUCUAAUUGCCGGAAGUUUGUGGAUAAUUCAUCCCAGCAUUAUGGGAAGACAUGGGAGAGGCUUGCUCUUACUUGCAGCUCAGGCAUGCCUCUGACCAUGCCCCUGCACCUCCAGGAUUUUGGUUAGGUUCAAGACAGACCAGAACCCAAAGAGACUCAGUGGCCAGAAUUUUCAUUUUCCCGGUUAUAUGGCUUUACAGGCAGUUUAAAUUCUCCUUGCUUGCACUGUCUGCUCUCAUGAUGGUGCCACAAAAAGACAUAUGGCCUAUGAGUUCAACCUGGAAGGUUAAUCUGCACCCUAUUUUGAUUCUGGAAAUUUUGAAGUUUCUUCAGGAGAAGGUUAGAGUCAGUGGAAAAACAGGAAAUCUCAGCAGUGUUGUUCACAUUGGACAUUUCAAAAAUAAAAUCACAGAAAUGGUUCUCUGAAAGGUAUUUGAAAUACAUUACCAGGAAAUACCUUAAAAAUCUUCGUGAUUGGCUUCUUAUGGCUGCAUCUAACAAUGAGAUGUAUGAACUCUGUUACUUCCCGUCAUGAUGGAGAUGAAUCAGAAUCUGAGGUCUAGGUAAAGCCACUCUUUAUGGGGCUUUGGUUGCUAAUUUUUAAAAAAUCAAGCAUUCAUUCAAUUUUAUUCUAAAGUAACAAACUUUAUUCAAAGGCCAUCCAUCCAGUGCAUCAUUUUUUCUUCUUAACAUCAGGUGAUCCUUUAAAGAGGCAUCUCUAAGCCAAAAAAGAAAGUCAAGUAUAGUCCCCAAAAUGUUUAAAUUAGCAAAAAUAAAUACCAACAAAAUAAAAGAAUACGGAAAUAGGUUCAGGGUAGGUUCGUACUUGAAAUGAAUGAGUGCCCUUCCUGUAUGUCCUUUCCCUGAAUGUAUUGUGUAAAAUGAGGCCCAUUGGUAGGCCACCGUAUUUCAUGGAACUAUUUUGUAUCCUGGAGUUCAGCUGUGGUCAUAAAGCCUGGCCUUGAGUGUCUAUUACUUUGGAGUGCCAACCCUGCCCGGAAAUUUGUCCUUUUCCUACAGUUCAGCCUCGACACCUCCACUAGAACCAUACUGUAGUCCUGCCCCCUACGAUCCUUUCCACUUCCUUUCUAUCUUUCUUCCUGCUCCCAGCUGACUCUAGUCAAGUCUGUAGUAUAGAGAAGAGUGAGCCCAAUAGAAUGCUAACCUCAGCAGAGCUGAUUCUGCUUGUACAAUAGGGAUAGACUGCUCAGAAUGGAAACUUCCUGAGAAGUGGUAGAACAUUGUGGCUGUGGCCCAUCAUAGGCCCUCUAUAUUAGAAUGACCAGUAUUCUAGAUAUGCUCUUAACUGGAGACAGGACCACAAUGUGUCAUUAAAUGAUCUUAAACAAAUAAUUAUUAGAUCAUUUUAUAAACCAGUCUCUGGAAGAGUGUAGAAUAAAAACAGUGGCCCUACCAGAAGCUAUUGCCUGCUGUAGAACUAGGAGGAGAUACUGGAAUUGAAAUCGCCAGGUUUUAUUGAGGAAAUUUUUGUUUCAUUAGUUAACCUAGUCUUGACGGUUAAGACCAAUAUGUGUGCUUAUAAUGAUUUCCUUUCAAGAAAAGUUCUGGAUUUAGAGUUUGUUAGAUUCAGGAAAAUAACAAUUCCUGUGCUCUAAAGGAGAAAACAGCACCCUUGGGUUGUAGAUAGAUGUGAUCUUUCUCAUAGCCUUUCUGUACCAUGGUUUUUAACAGGAUUAACAGGAACGGGAGGUGGCUUUCAGCUCCCACACUAUGGCAUAUGUUUGAGGAAUUUUGCCUUUGAGCAUUUUCCUUCCACAUGUCUGAAACACCCCUGGAUCUCUUGUUGCUUGAGUGAUUGUAUGAUUCUUAGGAUAUUUGGAAGUACAAAGGGGAAAAUAGAUGCCAGGUUUUUUUGUUACUAGGUGGGAUAUGAAGGGUUCUCUACUGUUAGGAAUAGUAUGUGUUUUGAUAUUCUUAAUAAUCUUAGUAAUCUGGUCUGAAAGUCUGAGACCUUGUCAAUAUUUGUAGUCAAAAAAAACCAAAUUCUUCAACAACUCAAUACUCCAAAUUAAAUUUUCAAAUCCUUGUGACUCUCAGGCUAGGAGGAAAUGUUGAUCAGAUUGAAUCAGUGUAAUAAUUUUGAACUCUCUUUUUAAUUUGCUCAGUGUCUUUGUUUCUAAGUCACCUCUAUGUGUUUUCAAAUAACAUUUUAAUAGAUAUUAGUUUUAUUUUAAUAAAUGUCCACAAACAAAAAAUAUCUGGAAAAAAACCUGUGUGAUUUUUCUUACACAUUCUUUUCUUUGCCACUGGAGGUUAACUGUCAUCCAGAUACUCAUGAUUCGCUAAAUGCAAAGGAGCAAACAUUUGGGAAGAAGAGAGUAAGUUUUGCAGUGGUUUUGUUGUUGUUGUUCCCUUAUUUUAGUACUAAAAAAGUAUGGAAAAUAAAUGUUGCUUUUGUAAAAAGCAAGUCUCGUGGGCUGGAAGUGAAAUUCGGUGGUAAAGCGAGUGUUGUGCAUGCACAGGGCCAUAGGUUUUAUCCUCAGCACCCCCCAACACACACACACACUCAAAUCCCCAGUCUUUGAUUUAUGGAGAAUAUAGCUUAUCUCUGAAUGAAAUUUCUCAGAGUAUGUCAUGGGGACAACAAUGGGAUCACAAUGUAACUGUUUUCUUGUUGCUAUCAUGUUUGGAUUUUAGCAUGGAUUAUUGUGCAUAUCAGUGGCCUUUAAUUUCAGAAAGUUUGGUAAGUGCAGAUACACAUAAGGGAAGGAAAGUGUGCCCAAGAGAAUGGCCUGGGAUCACUGUUGCCAUUCCAGGACUCCUUGCAGUCCUCAGCAGCCCUGCAGUAAUAUUUCCACACAAUUGAGUGAGUGGCCUUCCUCUGAGAUAACAAGCAGGCUUCCUAUGAGCCAAAAAUUUUCUAUUCAGCGUGCUGUGACUUGAAUAUGGAAAUCAUCUUAAUUUCUUCUUUUCUCUUAUGAAGAUAUUUCCAUGCAUGGUUUGUCAAGACAAGAGUUCAUUCUUUGGUAUUGACACACUACUGAAUUAAAACAUGUUGGAGCAAGUUGAAAAAUCAAAAUUAAGCCGGUUCCUCUUAAACAGUUUAAAGCCUUCCUUAGUUCAAAAUAAAUUAAGCACUGUAAAAUGAAGUUAAUUCAGGUAAUUAGUACAUAAGUCUAACCAUAUUAUAUCCCUGGUAUUCCAGUUUCAGGGUAUAAUUAAAUUCUCAGAAAUCUGCAGAACUCCCUAAUUUGGUUUCUAUAUUUAUUUAACAAGACAGGAAACAAAUAUAUGUCAGUAUACCCCAUAAGGGAAGGAACCUGAAUGAAGGAGUUUAUCUUUAGUUACCUAGAAAUAGUACUGAGCUUGAAUUUGAUCAUAUUUAUAUGUUUCAUUUUGCAUCAUAAUUAUUACCAUAGACCAUAUUACUUUAUAAUUACCAUUAUAGGCCAUAUCAAAAAUUUUGAUUCCUAAUUUACUUAAGCAAAAAUAAUAAAAUCAUGCAUUUGACCCAGAAGUAUCAGAUCACAUACUUAGAGUAUGAAUUUGACAGACACCCUCCCCGCCAAUAACUUUCUUAAGUUGAGUUAGAAAGUCAGAUACUGCCAUGAGCACCAGAAGAGUUCUUUUUUCCUAUGAACUUUAUUUUCUCAUUUGUUUUAUUUAAAAUUUUUUAAAUAGUUGUGUAUGUCAAAGUGAUGAAAUUAUAUAGUGAAAAUGUACCUUUUCUAUGAAUAAAGUAUUUUAAAAAA